Messenger RNA from Panicum virgatum (switchgrass), 1607 nucleotides. Its product is annotated as serine/threonine-protein kinase Aurora-3-like. Gene Ontology annotation, cellular component: spindle pole centrosome; spindle midzone; chromosome passenger complex. Gene Ontology annotation, biological process: protein phosphorylation; regulation of cytokinesis; mitotic spindle organization. Bases 151 to 924 code for a protein of 257 amino acids. The record is from RefSeq and is a predicted model, not a curated record. Gene Ontology annotation, molecular function: ATP binding; protein kinase activity. Lineage: Eukaryota; Viridiplantae; Streptophyta; Magnoliopsida; Poales; Poaceae. The transcript is spliced from 8 exons.
CCUCCAACGGUUCGCAACCCCCAAAUCCCCCCAACCCAGACCGAACGCGACUGCCGGCCGCCGGGUCCUCCCUCCGGCCUCCUCCUCGACGCAACUCGUCGCCGUUUUCCUCACCUCGCCUCCCUCCCGUGGCCGCCACUCUCGCGUGCGAUGGCGGCGCCUCAGGAGUGGAGCAUGUCUGACUUCGAGAUCGGCAAGUACAUCGGCGAGGGCAAGUUCGGCAAGGUCUACCUCGCCCGCGAGAAGCAGAGCGGGUACGUGGUGGCGCUCAAGGUGAUGUACAAGGCCAAGCUGGAGAAGUACCGCUUCCACGCGCACUUGCGGCGAGAGAUUGAGAUCCAGCACGGACUCGACCACCCCAAUGUGCUCCGCCUCUUCGCCUGGUUCCACGACGAAGAGCGCGUCGUCCUUGUCCUCGAAUACGCGGCCCGUAGUGAGCUAUACAAGGUCCUUCGCGCUGCUGGCCACUUCACGGAGCGCACCGCCGCCACCAUUCUGACAGCACUGAACCUUACGUGUUUUAGUAUGUCGCAAGCCUUGCUGGUGCAUUGGCAUACUGUCACAAGAAGCAGGUCAUUCAUAGGGACAUCAAACCAGAGAAUUUGCUACUUGAUAUUGAGGGCCGGCUUAAAAUUGCAGAUUUUGGAUGGGCAGCUCGGUCAAAUGCUAAACGACACACUCUGUGGCACGAUUGAUUAUCUGGCACCAGAGAUGAUAGAGAAAAAAGCUCAUGACCAUGCCGUUGACAACUGGACUUUAGGAAUCCUGUGCUAUGAGUUCUUAUACAGUUCACCUCCUUUUGAAGCUGAUGAACAGGAUGACACCUUGAGAAGGAUAGUUAGAGUGGAUUUGACAUUCCCUUCAAGUCCUUGCGUAUCUUCAGAAGCAAAGGAUCUCAUUACCAAGCAAGAGGCUUUCUCUUGAAGACAUAAUGAAGCAUCCAUGGAUAAAAAAGAAUGCAGAACCUUCAGGGAGUUGCAUUAAGCAAAAAGGUCUAGGAAGAGUUAAGGUCUAGGUCCAAAAUAGCCAUUAUCAAUUUCGAUGUGGUUAUACAUUUUCAUGCUCGGCUGAGAUACCUGGUCUGAACAAAAGGAUGGCUCAUUUUUUCUAAUAAGUCAGGAAAGCACCUUUUGCUCCUCUGACUACUUUUAGAUGACACGCAAUUACUGUGGAGUAUCGCUAUGACUUUUUGCUAAAUUUCAUUAUGGUUUCCUCUACAGCCUGUACUCAUCUGAAAAUCGGCCCGUUUUGGCGAAGCACUUGUUUGCCAGUGGCCCAGAACCUUCACAUGCUCGUUACUGAUGUGGUGUGCCGAACUCGUCGCUUCUGGAGGUCAAAUAUGCUAACACUUUGAUGUCUGUAGUUCUGAUAGUUCCGGAGUAGGUAUGUGCCUGUGCCUGCUGGCUUGCUCCUUCUGUCCUGCUGGCUGGAGGAGUCUUCUUGUCGAUUGAGGUUGGAUGCAGCGCUUGCUCCUACUGAGCUGUUAAGCCUUUGUAAAUGAGAACAUUGAUGGUAAUGGAGGAACGUGGUUUUACCUGUGGGGACAUUAUUUUGUGUUACGAUCCGUACUGACGGUAUUAGUAAUUCUGUGGUCUGUAGCAACGAAA